Molecule: messenger RNA, 678 nt
Organism: Penicillium maclennaniae
Lineage: Eukaryota; Fungi; Ascomycota; Eurotiomycetes; Eurotiales; Aspergillaceae
Exons: 4
Coding region: 1-678 (225 amino acids)
Source: RefSeq, a predicted model, not a curated record
AUGCCUUCUCUUUCUCUUAGCCAGGCCAUCUCGGUCCUCGCCUUCACAGCUGGUACAGUGAAUGCUGCCAUGGGACCGGCUUUCAGCACCGGCCCAGUCGCCGAUGACUCUUUUAUUCGCGAGGCAACUUCUACACUCAUUCUCCCUGAUGCUCCCAGUGGCUCAGAGGGUGAUACUUCACUGUGGGUUGGCAUGGGUACCUCCAAUGGCGACUUGAUUCAGUCUAUUGCUGAUAACUGGGAGUCCGAUGACUGGAGUGUCUAUGCCUACACUCUUCUCAGCACUUCUGCAACCACCCAGAUGCCAGUUCAGGGCCCUUCAUCUUCUGCCAAAAGGGGCAACCGGGUGACUAUGCACUACAAAUUUGACGAUUCGACCGGCAACUACACACAGACUGUUCUCGUCAACAAUCGGACCGUGUCUACCCUUUCCACCAGCGAUGCAAAGGCCCAGGGCUGGGGUAGUGCCGUCGAGUGCGCCGAGGACAAUUGCGGCACUGUUGGAGCUCAUUCUUGGAUCAAUACCAAGAUCAUUCUGGAUGUUGCCGACCCCAACUACAUCAACACUCUGAGCAAGGGUGACGGUGUCACUGGAAACAUGAAGACCACUGACAAUGGAAAGACCUGGACUGUCAGCACCAUCAACAUUCCGCAGUUCACCUUCGGUACGUCUUCUUGA